This is a messenger RNA of Rhopilema esculentum, 7365 nucleotides long. RefSeq lists its product as uncharacterized. Gene Ontology annotation, molecular function: protein binding. NCBI's taxonomy places the organism in Eukaryota, Metazoa, Cnidaria, Scyphozoa, Rhizostomeae, Rhizostomatidae. The record is from RefSeq and is a predicted model, not a curated record.
UGCGGAGGAGCUUAGUCGCCGAAGAAUGAAUUUGUUUUCCUGAUUUGCGAGAAAGAUGAUUGUUUUCGUCUGGAGAAAGUUGAUUCGUCAUGCGAAAUCGGAAUUAACAGUUAUAUCAUUAGCGUGAUAGAAUGAUUAGAAGCAAAAAGUCUUCUGCAAGACCUGAAAUAACGAUCGUCGAUGUGAGACCUUUGAAUCAAUCUCCUCUGAACAAUGAGCCUUUUCCCAGCCCAAGAUCCAUAUAUUCGCCAACAGAAAGCAAUCACAGUGGAAACGGGUUCGCAUUUGCCACGCUUCCUUCGUCCACGGGGCUCAUCAAGAAACAACGCCCCAAAUCAGAGAUUUACAACGGAUUUAACUCGCUCAGGUCAAUGAAGGCGACAAAAGUCGACGAAGAGCAGCUCAGAAAAGAAAGUAAGAAAGUAAGCCGAAGCAAGUCUCUCCAUGCCCCCAAAAAGCCCCCACGAGAACUGCCUCUACGCCAAGCACCGACGCCUCCUAGUUUGGAAUCAAAUGAAACCAAGGAUCAAGCAGCUUCAAUUAGCCCGUCAAGACCGGCACCUCCUAUUCCAAUGUUAUCAUUCAACAAAAAAGGACCUGCUUCAAAGCCAACAACUACUUCAGUGCAUCAAAAUGAAGAGAGCAAAGAGAAUAUGAGGAGAAUUCGUAGCAAAUCGACAAGUACCGUUGGUGAAAAAUCAAAAGCACGCGGGCCUUCUACAUUACCGCGCGGCAGGUCUUUUAAUAAUCACGGACAGAGACAGUUGAUCAAGACAACUCAAGAGGAAAAUGUUGUUAUUCUUACGCGUUCAAAUAGCGUCGAAGAAAAACGCGAACGGGACGUGAAACUUAAAAGUUUCGGGACAAAGGCUUCAAAGCCAAUUAACGGCCACUUAGUUCACGAGCAAGUAGGGACGACAGUUUCUUGUGAAUCCAAGGGAGCUGCAAUAACGGAAGAUACCAAUGUCUAUGACCCGCACGAGGAUACUAGAACCGCUUCCGUUGGGAGUGUCACGCUUAGUGAUGCGAUUCAAGCAAACGCUGUUUAUGCGCGGCUGCAGAUCAAAAACGAAGAAUUAACCAGUGUUGAACCAGAUAAAGUUAAGCAAGAUGAACAACUUCCCAGUCCUGUUUUAUCGUUAAAUGAUGCAAUAAAUUCUAGCCCUGUUCUAGCAAAAUUAAAAGAGAAGCAGAAAGAAUUUGACGAAUCUGUAUUUGUUGACAAUGAAAUUGGAAAGAGCUCUAAAACUGCAGAAUCGUACAAGGAUUCAAAACCUGAAGUUUUUGAUGAAGUCCAUUCUAUUCCAUCUGAUGACAGCCUGCGACAAAGCAUCGAAGUGCAGGGUCAGAGUGAAGCAGGCAAAGUUGUUACAGAUAAAGAGAGAACUAAAAGCAGGCCGAACGGCGUUUUGAAUGCCGUGAAACCGGUUGCCAAAUAUGUAGUUCAAACUGAAAAGCAACAUAGGACGAAUAAAGACGCUAGCGGAGAUGCGUUAAAUGGAGGCGUGGCGCUUGUAAAGCCAGGAAUUCGACGAAUGUCAGCUCCCCCUGCAGUGAAACCUAAACCAUCUGUUCCAAGAAGGCCCAGUCUUGGCAAGCAAAGAUCUUUCGAUGAAGGGAAGGAAAAUGAGGUUAAUAACUUAUCAAAGAAAUUUCCAGGAAGUGUCCAAAGUGAAGAGAUUAUAAACAGAAUUAGUACAAAAAUAACCUUGAAAGAAAACCUAAGCGAAGAAGGACUUUCAGAAAACAAAUUGAAAUCUGACUUAAACAACAAAGAUUUUUCUGAAAGCCUGAAAUCAGAAGGAGACAGUAUUUCCUGUAAACCAUCUGUUGUCAACCGGACAAUGUCCGAUUCAAAACAUAUUAUUAACUUUGAUAAAAAGGUUUUUGAUAAAACUGUAUUGACUCGAACGAAAUCAGAAUCUAGACCAAAUGGCAGAAAUGAUACACCAGACGAUAGUGUAUUUGAUGAAAUGCCGUUGAUUCCUCGGACGAAAUCAGAAUCUAGGCCAGGAAAGGAAGACAAAGCUGCUGAAGGCAGGCUGUCCGAAGCAGCAUCAUUACCUCGGACUCAAUCAGAAUCGGAGCCUGAGAGUUCGGGAUCUGUAGAUUCUUUGUCUUCGCUUACUUCACAAAUAACGGUUAUUUUUAAUGGAGAAACUUCCGCUAAAAUAGCAGAUGUAGGAGCAGCGGCUGGAGCACAGGUUCCGUAUCAGUCGAAUUCAUCGCAGGGUAUGCAGAAAACCGCCCCAGAGCCAUAUAGCAGCCAUCCAGGGCGAAGACCAAAGCCUGGGAAGCCAGCGCCAGUUACUGCUACAACAAAGGCCAGAAAUCGUAAAAGCAGGUCAAUAAAAGGAAGAAGACUAACCUCUUCGCCGCCAUCCACACCACCCCCACCACCAAAAAUGCCGCCAUCUGAUGCAGUUUCCAAAGUUGCCACCAACUGUCAACCGCCAGUGCCUCCUAGAGCUCCCAGUAUGUACGUUCAAAGUGAUCUCAGAUCGCUUGACAGUAUGAUGACCAGCAACAAGUUAAUUGACAAGGAGAUAAAGUCACCUCCACCUCCUAGGCCAGCCAAACCACCUUCAGCCGCUCAUUCUCUAUUAAUUACCAAGGCAAAGAAUUCUUUGCAAAACAAUGGCGUCAAAACCAACACUGCAAGGGACGAUGCUGAUACGAAAGGGCCGGAAAAUGAGGCAGUUUCUAGGGAUACUGAUGAAAGUCAGAAAAAUACUGUGUUAAAUGCAGACUUAAAACCCUGUGAUUCCAAUCUUAUUCAAAAAAGGACUGUGGUGACACAGUCAAAUGAAGCACCUAUCAAGCACAUAGAAGCAAGUGAAAAUUUUUCGCAAAAACUUGAAUUCUUUGAAAGUACCACUGAGAAACCAACAGAGCGAAGACCUCCAGCGAUCCAUGGUAAGGCAAAUUUGGAGCAUGGGAACCCGUUGGACGACAAAAUAGAAAACAGUCCCAAUAAAACCACGGAGGAGGUUCGUCGUGAAGGACAAGAAGCACUGGCAUUUGUUUGGCGCCUUAAAAGAGAGAACUCUGAAACUAAAGUAGAAACUAGAAAGAAAAGCCCUGCCCCGCAGAAGCCGAAGAGACCUCUGUCAUUUAGCAUGGAAAAUUUUGUAUUUUGUGAAUCAGUUACAACUGACAAGAAUGAAAGCCCAGAGGUUAAUGUACAGCAGAUUAAGAAAGCUCCUCCUAAGCCAGGGAGGUCUCUUGCAAGCUUUAAAGCUUUAAGCUUGGAUGAGGGUGCGAAGGAAGACUCGAAUAGUUUUGAAAGUAAGACAGUAAAACAAGUUGACUUGAGAUCAGCAGACACUACACUUUAUGAGAACCUGAAGCCUGAAAAUCGUAAGAAGGUUACCCCGAAAAAGCCUGUCAGAACUUCAUCUUUGAAGGUGAAAGGAACAUCCAAGAUCAUAUAUCAGGGGGGAAAUAGUGUACAAAAAAGAAUGGAAAGGAAGACAAUCGAAAACAGAGAAGAAUGUUGCAAUGAAGAAGACGUUGUUUCGAAAAGUGGUUCUACCAUCAAUUCGCUUCCACAAAACCUAGGCAAUUAUAAAGAUAAGGAAAUUUUGUCUGACAAUAUGCAAAAUUCAAUUACAGAGGAAGAUACUCAGAGAGCAGUUUGUAGCGAAGAGACUGAUGGGCCUGGUCCUGAUCAUUGUGAAUUUCAAAAUAAAAGAGAUAUUCCAAAGGAGAACCCCACAGAGAUCAAUGAUAACAAUAACAGAGAUAUUCCAUAUUCACCAUCGAAAACAAACGAAGCGACAAAUACGUUAUCGUCUCAAAUUGAAGAGCUGGAUAAAAUCUUACUGGAGACCAGCACAGUUUUGAGCGAAUCUUUCCGGAGCAUGGAUGAUUCCUUUUGCACUCAACAAAAUAGCUUUAGAAAUGAUAAUCUGCCAGUUGUCAAUUCAUGUUCUGAAGAUCCGUUCGUUAGAAACAUUGAAUCUCUCCAGUUUGAUUCAGGUCUUUGUAAUUUGAAUUCCUCCGAGGCUGGUGACUCGAAUGCAGAUGUUGAAACAGCUGAAAAUACUGUUAAUCGGGAAAACAUAGUUGAAAAAAAAUCUCAUAUCUUCAAUAAAAUUUAUAAAAAAGAUAUUGAAUCAAACUCCGCUAUAAAAAUUGUAUCAAGCUCUCUUUCGAUGAAUACUACUGGGAAAAUUACUGACAAUUCAGAGGGUGUGAAUAGUGCGAGUGGAAAGUGCACUGAUAUAGUUGCUGCCGAAACAGAUGAACUCGUAGGGUUUUCGCAGAACAAAAAGGGCAGCUGCUCUAAGCGUGACACUGAGAAAACGGAUUCUGAGGAAACAGAGAUCGCUAAGUCGAUCGAAAUUCAGUGCAGGUCAGGCGAUGGUGAACCGGUUCCUGUAAAUUCUCCUUCCGAUCAAACUUUUACUGAUAAAAAAUCUAGCAGGGAGAUACCUGUCAAGCCUCCGAGACCAAAGUCGUUUCCAAAAGUAAUAAACGCGUCUUGUGUUAUGAACUCAGCGCAAAGCGAGCGCAAAAAAGUCCCACCUAGACCAAUAGGUUUUGAGAAUUCACCUGUAAAAGAGAAUAGGGCACGACGAAAAUCGGCUCCAGCCAGGCCGGAUGCUCCAGUAGUGUCUUAUAGAUCAAGACCGCCAAUACCAGCAAUACUGCGGGAGGAUAGCAACGACAGUGAAUGCGACAACGUUCCAAAACCGCAUGCUAUAGCGCUCUACGACCGCAAAACAUCAGACACGAAAGAUCUUACAUUCAGCGCUGGAGACUUGAUAUCACUAGAAUUUCAAGUCAACGCUGAUUGGUUCUUUGGUUCAGUUGGCACUAAAAGAGGCAUGGUACCCGUGAAUCACAUGAAUGUCGUUGUUCCUCUAGAGUCGAAAAUUAUUGCACCUUGCAUAGAAAAAGAACUAUUGACACUCGAUCGACCUCUUGCUCUUGCGGUGCACCCAUUUGUCGCUGACAAUGAAAAGGAACUGACAUUCCAGUCCGGAGAUGCCAUUGAGCUUCUUUCAGAGAAAAGCAAUGAUUGGUUGGAGGGCAGAUGUAAUGGACGAACUGGGAUUUUUCCUUCGAGUUUUGUUGUCGUAGUGAAAUCUUUACCCCCUCGAACAAGUGAUAAUGACAUUUUAUCGGAAAAAACAACAUUGAACCAAGCGGGAAAAAUUACUGAAAAGAUUCUAUUAGAAGAUCCUAGUCAUUCCGGGCCUGUUAAUUUCAGAGAAGAAUUGCCUGUUUGUCUGUCAGAUGAAGAUUGGUCGGGCCGACUUUGUAUGGCAACGUCAGACUUUGUCAGUGACUCAAAGGAAGCUUUAAAUUUCAAGACCGGUCAAACAAUAAGAAUCAUUUCUAGAGAGGAAAAUGGGUGGCUGCGUGGAACCCUUUUUGAUACGACUGGACUGUUUCCACAAACUUUUGUACAAAUUCUCGAUGAAUAUUUUGACGCAGGCGUCCAGAAUCGUGAAACUGAAAAUGGAACUGAAAUUAAUAACUCUCCCGGAGAAUCUAUUACUGAAGAAAAAGCCUCAAAGCAUAGAAUUGAAAGUGAUGAAUCAGUGAGUCCAAAGAUUGAUAUGGAUAUUGAAGCCACGCUUGAUGUGACAGAAAAUACAAUUAAAUAAUGCAGUAAAAUGAUGCCAGCAAAGGGUAGAUGCUGCUUUGGCAGACAAGGUUCAGCCUAACCCAACACAAGUGAUUUGAGGUAUUCAACUGAAUAGUAGCCGAAAGAUAAUUUAAGGAUUCGUUUGUCUCAAUGAUUGGAAUGCCAAGAACGAUGCUUUUCGUUGAAGCCAGCGUUGCUUUGUUUUUAGGUUGUCAAAAAUAUAUCAUUUAACCGUUUAUAUGCUCCUUACCUUUAUUUGAGACUUUUUCUAAGAAUAUACGUUUUCUGUGAAAUGAGUUAAUCAAGAAGUGAUGGGAUACAGUUUGUCCGACUUGCUAUGUACAGAAAAUCUAGGACUGGUUCUUAAGCUGCUUCGGUGCAUGAAUGAUUCAAUCGAUGCAGCUGGCAAUACAAUGUGCUUUAAUUAUCCCUAAUGAUGAUUUCGUACAUAGAGAUUUAGAUUUUUUAGUAAGGGAGCAAAUUACAACACCAUAGACAGUGUUCUUCUCUCAAUUUUCAAAAUGCAGUUUUCGGAGUUAUGAUUCUUAUAAUCAUUUUUUUAAUUCUUUACGUCACAAAUUUCUAGUUUUUUAUUCAAAUUGUAGUAGUUGACAAUUACUCUCAUUUUAGCACUUAAGAUAAUGUACGUUUCAAAUGCCGGUUUUUUGUGAUAAUGUAUGAUAAUUAUGGGUUUCUCGAUUUAAUUAAUGCAGUUAUUUUUAUGUGAAAAAUAUGUGUGUAUUGUUAAUCAAACUCCUUUAACUAUAUGUAUCAUAUGUCACCUUUCAGUGGCUUUAUGACGUUAUAUCUUUUCUAAUAAUUUCUUCCCAUUCGGUCAAAGCCCACUGCUAGUCAAUCAAACCCAGCCAGUAAGGACUGUGCAAUCUCUUUUUAGUAUAAUGUUGAGAUUUUUUGAAAAGAAACACAAACAGUUUGAGCUUCAGAGGGGGCUAGAGAAGGGAGGCAAUCUCUCUGAAAGAAUUAAAAAGAACUAUUUCUCCUAUUUAUGCACUGAGCUAGAUACAACUUCUGCUAGAAAUGGUUGAAUUUGACUUCAAAGCGUUUCAUUUCUUAGCUAUGGAACUCUGGACCAUGGGCGUAGUGGAUGCUUGGAUCUUGCCCGAAUAUUAUUGCUUCGUUGAGUAAAACUGCACGAAUGGAGACUGAAAGCGAUCAUUUUUACCUGAUUUGUUUGGGCUGCAGUCUUUCAACAACAUCUCCUACGCCUAUGCUCAGGACAUUUCAUUUCGCAGUUGGAAAUUUCCAAUGCUAGUCCAUAAGAUUAAAUGUUAACUGCACCACGUUUUAUCAGAGAAAAAGACCCAUAUUUUGGCGAUCCCUUCUUUUUUACGUUUCAUCUAUUUUGAAUCAACAAAUAGAAUAGUUCAAUGAUAUGUUUGCUCUGAAGAAAGCACUUCAACUAUUUUACUAAUGAUUUUUAGUGUGAUUUCUAAUCUGUAGUUUAAUUGAUUUAAGAAAUAUUUAAAUAAUCUCUUGUAAAAGCGAUUACAAAUGACCUCAGAUAAGCUAGUCGCUUGCUCGUUUCAAACCAUUUUGCCCAGUAAGGGAUGAAUUUUGUUAUCUAUGACGUAAUUUCAGUAGGGAUCUCCUCCCCUUAAAUGUUGAUACUCAAUAGCACUGUUAAAAAUACUGUUAAAACCACCCAGUAACAGCAAAUGCCCUGCAAAGAAGAGUCUUUUUUUCCGUUAGCCAGGCUAUUCUUUGACCUUGUUUUAAAGGUGCAUUGGGAAGGGCACUGUCUUAGU